This is a messenger RNA of Rattus rattus (black rat), 1327 nucleotides long. It is a transcript of the gene Auh, whose product is annotated as AU RNA binding methylglutaconyl-CoA hydratase. Gene Ontology annotation, cellular component: mitochondrion. The coding region runs from base 21 to 971 and encodes 316 amino acids. Gene Ontology annotation, molecular function: enoyl-CoA hydratase activity. NCBI's taxonomy places the organism in Eukaryota, Metazoa, Chordata, Mammalia, Rodentia, Muridae. The transcript has 10 exons. The record is from RefSeq and is a predicted model, not a curated record. Gene Ontology annotation, biological process: fatty acid beta-oxidation.
GCCCGCUGUAAACAUACAAUAUGGCGGCGGCGGCGGCGGCUCCGGGCGCUCUGGGCGCCUUGAGUGCGGGUCGCGUCCGCCUGGUGGCCGCGUGCUGCGCGCGGCUAGGCUCUGCGGCAUGGGCUAGGGGUACCGCCCCGAGGAGGGGCUACAGCUCUGAGGUGAAAACCGAGGAUGAGCUGCGCGUGCGGCACCUGGAGGAGGAGAACCGAGGCAUUGUGGUGCUUGGAAUUAACAGAGCUUAUGGGAAAAAUUCACUCAGUAAAAAUCUUCUCAAAAUGUUAUCAAAAGCGGUGGACGCAUUAAAAUCGGAUAAGAAAGUUCGGACCAUUAUCAUCAGAAGCGAAGUCCCUGGGAUAUUCUGUGCUGGCGCUGACCUUAAGGAAAGAGCCAAGAUGCAUUCCAGUGAAGUCGGUCCCUUUGUCUCCAAGAUCCGAGCAGUGAUCAAUGACAUCGCUAACCUUCCUGUGCCCACCAUCGCUGCCAUAGAUGGCCUGGCCCUAGGAGGGGGCCUGGAGCUGGCUUUAGCGUGUGACAUUCGAGUAGCAGCUUCCUCUGCAAAAAUGGGCCUGGUGGAAACGAAGUUGGCGAUUAUCCCUGGUGGAGGAGGGACACAGAGAUUACCACGUGCCAUCGGGAUGUCCCUGGCAAAGGAGCUCAUCUUCUCUGCACGCGUUCUUGACGGUCAGGAGGCCAAAGCCGUGGGCUUGAUCAGCCACGUGUUAGAACAGAACCAGGAAGGGGAUGCUGCCUACAGGAAGGCGCUGGACCUGGCGAGAGAGUUUCUACCUCAGGGGCCUGUUGCCAUGAGAGUGGCCAAACUAGCAAUUAACCAAGGCAUGGAGGUCGACUUAGUGACAGGGUUAGCCAUAGAAGAAGCCUGCUAUGCUCAGACCAUCUCAACGAAGGACAGACUGGAAGGUCUUCUUGCUUUCAAGGAGAAAAGACCCCCUCGCUACAAGGGAGAGUAGGGGGAGAGCCCGCGACGCCCUCCCUGGAGUGCCGGAAGUGUUUCAGAGCCGCCCCCCGCUGCCACGGGGAAUCUCGAUGACCAAAGUGGAGAGUGGGUUCUCACUACGCCUGGAGCAGGCCCGUCUAUACUCAAGCCACUGUGCGCCAUGUCCUAUUUAUUCAGAUUUAUAAAGCUAGCCAUGUCCGCAGUCAGAACACAUAAAAAUUAGGUGUAUGUUUUUAAUAUUUCCCGCAUAUCAGGCUUUGUCGUUAAUUUUUUAAUGUGAAUAAUUUAUAUUGCACACUCUAGGGAAUAAUCGAUUGUAUGUCUACUGUGCUGCAUUAAGAAAAUAAAACUAUUUCUGUAUCCCAAAAA